AUGAGUUAUUUUACCAACAAAGUCCUGGAAAUAAGGAAUCGAAAAAGAAAUGGAUCAGAGUCAAGUGCCAAUGGGAGUGUAGCAAGUGUACCUAAUUCAAGCAAAAUCUCGGUCAAUUCAAAAGAGAACAAAUCAGCACUGUACGAUGAGCCGAGCCAAAACGAAGGCCACAAUAGUCAAUUGUACCUUGAACAACUCCAACAAAUGGCAAAUCAGCCGGCAUUUACAAAUACACCUUACAUGAUUGACGAAGAGCAGUAUUCUAGUUCAACCUAUUCAACCUCAACUCCAAUUCUAAAUCAUACCAUCUCGAAUACCCAGGGAUCCAGUAAUGGGCAUCAUCACUCAUAUAUACCCAGCUACACCCCGUUAUUCUCUACAAGUGAAGAAAAAAAAACUCAUCAAGCCAAUGGCGAUGUUCAGGUUGACUCAUUUGGCCAAUGGAAUGAUAUUAUGGAAGACACAUCAAGCACAGGCGAUGACAAUUAUGAUUUAAGCUACUCUGCUUCACAUUCUGGAAUCUCCACAAGACAGAAUAUUGAUCAGGCAAGCCAGCCUGGUACUGUAUCGACAGACAGAGAUUUCAUCUUGACAAAGGUUGAUUUGCUUGAAGUACAAGUAAGCGAGCUAUCCAAGGCGAUGGAGAAGCUCCGGGUCGAGAAUUUGAAACUCGUCAAAGAAAAAAAUAGUACAUCAAAGGAUCUGGAGCAACAGCUAAUUGUUUUAAAAAAGCAACUCGCCAAGAAACAAGACGAUGAACAGUUGCUCCAAACCGACAUUUAUAGCAACGUUUUCUUUAUCUUUUACUUUAUCUUUUAUUGUAUGAAACACUGUUUUAUUAAUGGCCAGAGCACUAUAAUGAUGUAUUUGGAAGGAUCAAAGAGCAAUGAAGGAGAAAAGAAGAAAAGUGACCUGAAAGCCUAA
This is a messenger RNA of Phycomyces blakesleeanus NRRL 1555(-), 924 nucleotides long. RefSeq lists its product as hypothetical. The coding region runs from base 1 to 924 and encodes 307 amino acids. NCBI's taxonomy places the organism in Eukaryota, Fungi, Mucoromycota, Mucoromycetes, Mucorales, Phycomycetaceae. The transcript has a single exon. The record is from RefSeq and is a predicted model, not a curated record.